UCAGAGUCAACUUACUACAAUUAGUUGGUCAGUUGACUAACGCGGUAGAUCAGUAAAUUUUACCGAUAGUAAAAAUUAAGAAAAUUAAAGUAGUUUAUUUAAAGUAAAAUGGCGGCAAAAGAUUUGAUAUCGUUUGAUAAUGAAGUAUUCAGUGCCUAUGUCUUCUGGUCGGCAGUUUUGGUUUUGAAACUUUUGUUCAUGUCACUGCGGACGGGUAGGCUCCGCUUCAAAACACGGACCUUUCUCAAUCCAGAGGAUUUGGUUAAAAAAGGUUUUAAAGUGGGAUUCGAUAAUCCCGAUAUUGAACGCGUGCGCAGGGCACAUCUCAAUGAUCUGGAAAACCUUUUGCCAUUCUUCGUGAUUGGUUUCCUCUACGUGCUGAUCGACCCAACCCCUGCUCUGGCCAUCAAUCUCUUCCGUAUUGUGGGCAUUGCGCGUAUUGUGCACACAAUUGUAUAUGCUGUUGUUGUUAUGCCACAACCCAGUCGCUUAAUGGCGUACUUAGUUGCUUUCAAUCCAACAAUCUACAUGGCCAUCCAGGUAGUGAUUGCCGCUUUGUAGAAAUGCCUUGUGAACUUUGAGCAAUGAUUUUCACUCUCGAGAACAACAUCUUGUGGAAACAAAAAAAAAAAACUGUCUAUAAGCACUUGAUUUUGACGAAUUAGAGAGAAAAGGCCGUGAGCAAAAUUUCUGACCCAUAACAAGAGUAAUUAUUGCAGUAAGUAUAUUAAAUAAAAAAAUUACAAUAGUUUUUGGUUAAAAAAAAAUGUAAAUGAUUUAUUUUAAAAUAAUAACACAUGUAAUAAGUUCUGUGAGAGAGGUGUGUAUAAAUAAAUAUAUAUGGAAGUUAACAGAA
Messenger RNA from Bactrocera latifrons, 856 nucleotides. RefSeq names its product microsomal glutathione S-transferase 1-like. The transcript has 3 exons. Gene Ontology annotation, cellular component: membrane. Lineage: Eukaryota; Metazoa; Arthropoda; Insecta; Diptera; Tephritidae. The coding region runs from base 109 to 561 and encodes 150 amino acids. The record is from RefSeq and is a predicted model, not a curated record.